This is a messenger RNA of Zea mays, 4004 nucleotides long. Its product is annotated as ABC transporter B family member 21. Gene Ontology annotation, cellular component: mitochondrial inner membrane. The record is from RefSeq and is a predicted model, not a curated record. NCBI's taxonomy places the organism in Eukaryota, Viridiplantae, Streptophyta, Magnoliopsida, Poales, Poaceae. Gene Ontology annotation, molecular function: ABC-type oligopeptide transporter activity; ATP binding; ATP hydrolysis activity. The transcript is spliced from 12 exons. The coding region runs from base 32 to 3748 and encodes 1238 amino acids. Gene Ontology annotation, biological process: oligopeptide export from mitochondrion.
CAAUCGGUUUUUAUUUUGUUACCGUGAACCCAUGGCUACCGGGGAGGAUGAGAAGGCGGCGGGGCGCGUGGCGUUGCACCGGCUGUUCGUGUUCGCGGACAGGACGGACGCGGCGCUCAUGGCCGUGGGCGCCGUCGCCGCGGUGGCGAACGGGAUGGUGCAGCCGAUCAUGGCCUUCAUCUUCGGCGACGUCAUUGACGCCUUCGGCUCCGGAGCCACCGACGGCGUCGUACGCAGGGUCGUCCAGGUGAUCAUGAACUUCGUUUAUCUUGCCGUUGGAUCAGGAGUAGCUUCAACCCUCCAGGUAUCAUGUUGGACAAUCGCCGGAGAAAGACAGGCGGCACGAAUCAGAGCCAUGUAUCUCAAGGCAAUUCUGAGGCAGGACAUUGCGUUCUUUGACAUGGAAAUGAGUGCUGGGCAGGCAGUUGAGAGGAUGGCAGGGGACACAUUCCUCAUCCAAGACGCCAUUGGAGAAAAGGUUGGGAAGGCCAUACAACUCCUUUCUACUUUCAUUGGUGGAUUCAUCAUUGCAUUCACGAGAGGAUGGCUCCUGGCCCUUGUCAUGCUUUCAAGCGUCCCUCCGAUUGCCAUUGCCGGUGCAAUUGUUUCAAAGUUGAUGACAGGGCUCUCCACCCGAAUGCAAGCAAACUACAGUGAUGCUGGAAACGUGGUGGAGCAAACUCUUGGUGCCAUUAGGACGGUUGUUUCAUUCAAUGGCGAGAAUCAGGCUAUAACAAAAUAUAACAUGUUCAUAAGAAAGGCGUACCGGUCUUCUCUGCAAGAAGGUGCUGUAAAUGCCCUUGGAUUCGGUUCUGUGAUAGCAAUCUUAUUUUCAAGUUAUGGCUUGGCUGUUUGGUAUGGAUCUAAGCUGAUAGUCGAGCGAGGUUACAAUGGUGGCAUGGUCAUUUCUGUUAUCAUGUCUGUCAUGAUCGGAGCAAUGUCCUUAGGCCAGGCAACACGAUCAGUGACAGCUUUUGCAGAAGGCCAAGGAGCAGCACAUAGAAUGUUCAAGAUAAUUGAACGCAAGCCAGAUAUUGACAUAGAUGAUAACACAGGUAUCAUAUUGGAGGAUGUCAAGGGUGAUGUUCAACUGAAGGACGUGUACUUCAGCUAUCCCACCAGGCCUGAACAUUUGAUUUUCGAUGGAUUCUCGUUGCAAGUACAAAGUGGAACAACAAUGGCCCUGGUUGGUGACAGCGGCAGUGGGAAAUCGACCGUGAUCAGUUUGGUAGAAAGGUUCUAUGACCCACAGGCUGGAGAAGUCUUGAUUGACGGGGUCGACAUUAGAGGAAUGAAGCUUGGAUGGAUGAGAGGAAAAAUUGGUCUUGUCAACCAAGAGCCGGUGCUAUUCUCAACUACAAUCAGGGAAAACAUUGCCUAUGGAACAGAAAAGCCAACACUUGAAGAUAUCAAUAGAGCGAUACAGCUCGCUAAUGCUGCUAUAUUCAUCGACAAGUUACCAAAUGGUCUUGACACAAUGGUGGGGGAACAUGGAACUCAGCUGUCUGGAGGGCAGAAACAGAGAAUAGCAAUUGCUAGAGCAAUCAUAAAGAACCCUAAGAUCUUGCUACUGGAUGAAGCAACCAGUGCGUUGGAUAUGGAAUCGGAGCGGGUGGUUCAGGAAGCAUUGGUUAGGAUAAUGGUUGAAAGGACAACAAUUGUUGUUGCUCAUCGCCUAAGCACGGUGAGGAAUGCUGAUGUGAUAUCUGUCCUACAACACGGGAAGAUGGUGGAACAAGGUUCACACGUUGACCUGAUGAAGCUACCUGGAGGAGCUUACACUCAGCUGAUUCGUCUACACGAGACUCAACAAGAGGCAGAAGAUGUCCACCCUGACAUGGAAAUUUCCAGGAGAUCAACAAGUAAAGGCUCCUCCUCUUUUGGGCAGUCUAUCCCUGCUCCACUUGGCUCACCCGAUCCAACGGAAGUCAGUGGUGCUCCUGACACAGAGGAAGGAGCUACAGACAGAGUGAAAGUGGGUAGGUCUCAGAAGAAAGCUUCGAUCGCCAGACUCUUCAAGCUCAACAAGCCAGAGACUCUUGUCCUUGCACUUGGUUCUAUAGCUGCCGUAGCGCAUGGCACUAUAUUUCCUAUCUACGGCACGCUGAUUUCCACUGCGAUAAAGGUGUUCUAUGAACCGCCACAAGAGCUACUGAAGGGCUCCAGAUUCUGGGCAGGCAUGUUUGCUCUGCUAGGCGCUUGCGCGUUUGUUCUGAUUCCAGUGCAGUACUUCCUGUUCGGACUAGCAGGCGGGAAGCUCGUGGAGCGCGUACGCUCGAUGACGUUCCGAAGUAUCAUGCGCCAAGAAAUCAGUUGGUUUGAUAAACCAGAACACUCAAGCGGAUCAAUUUGCGCGAGGCUGUCUACCGAUGCUCUGAAUGUGAAGCGACUAGUCGGGGACAAUCUAGCACUGAAUGUCCAGACCGCAUCGACCAUCAUGUCAGGCUUCACCAUAGCAAUGGUGGCGAACUGGAAGCUGGCGCUGGUCAUCACAGUCGUGAUCCCUUUUGUGGCUUUCCAAGCCUACGCUCAAAUGCUGUUCCUGAAAGGUCUUAACAGAAACGCAAAGCUGAGGUACGAGGAAGCAAGUCAGGUAGCAACGGACGCGGUCGGUGGCAUCAGGACCGUGGCGUCGUUCUGCGCCGAGAGUAAGGUGAUGGACGCCUACGAGAACAAGUGCGAGUCGCCGAGGAGGCAAGGGAUGAAGGAAGGCGUCGUUGGUGGCUUGGGGUUCGGCUUCUCGUUCGUCGUCUUCUACCUGACGUACGCUCUGUGCUUCUACGUUGGCGCAAGGUUCGUCCACCAAGGGACAGCAACGUUCCCAGAAGUGUUUAGGGUUUUCUUCGUGCUGGCUUUGGCCACAAGUGGGGUCUCGCAGACGAGUGCGGCUGGGGCAGACAGUGCCAAGGCCAACGACUCGGCCGUCUCCAUCUUUGCAAUCCUUGACCGUGAAUCCAAGAUCGACUACAGCAGCGAGGAGGGCGUGACCAUCGCGAGCGUGAGGGGCGACGUCGACUUCCAGAAAGUCUGCUUCAAGUACCCGUUGAGACCGAACGUCCAGAUCUUCAAGGAUUUUUCACUGAGGAUUCCUUCCGGAAAGACUGUCGCGCUGGUCGGAGAGAGUGGAAGCGGCAAGUCGACGGUGAUCGCCCUGCUCGAAAGGUUCUACGACCCGGAAUCCGGCAAGAUCUUCAUCGACGGCGUGGAGCUUGGGACCCUCAAGGUGAGCUGGCUUCGGCAGCAGGCUGGGCUCGUCGCGCAAGAGCCGGUGCUGUUCAACGACACGAUCCGCGCCAACAUAGCCUACGGGAAGCAAGGCGGGGUGGUGUCGGAGGAAGAGGUCGUGGCUGCCGCCGAAGCAGCCAACGCGCACGGGUUCAUCGCCGCGCUGCCCGACGGCUACGACACCGUCGUGGGCGAGAGAGGGAGCCGGCUGUCGGGCGGGCAGAAGCAGCGCGUCGCCAUCGCACGGGCCGUCGUUAAGGACCCCAGGCUGCUGCUGCUGGACGAGGCCACGAGCGCGCUGGACGUGGAGUCGGAGCGCGUGGUUCAGGAGGCCCUAGACCGGGUGAUGGUUGGGAGGACCACCGUGGUGGUGGCGCAUCGCCUGUCCACGAUCAGAGGCGCGGAUGUCAUCGCCGUCUUGAAGGACGGGGCGGUUUUGGAGAAGGGCAGGCACGAAGAACUGAUGCAGGUGAAGGACGGAGCCUAUGCUUCGCUUCUUGAGCUCAGUUCUAGUUCUGCAUGAUCAGAGGGGUAGUUGGCAGAAUGGAGGCGUGUCUGCAUUUUUUAGAUUAAUAAGGAACCAAAGUAUUCCAGACUCCAGACGCGUGCUUGUGCACGGAUAACUAGUUAAUCGCACAGGUCACUACGGCAAAAACAUGUAUUUGGUGACGUGUUUCCGAUUUUAUGUUGCCAAUUAAAUCUGUUUAGCGACUCCUAAAAAAGAUAUCACUAAUAGAACCAUUUUAGUGACGCGUUUUUAUAAAUACGUGUCAUUGAUU